Molecule: messenger RNA, 3726 nt
Organism: Linum trigynum
Lineage: Eukaryota; Viridiplantae; Streptophyta; Magnoliopsida; Malpighiales; Linaceae
Source: the annotation of a GenBank genome assembly
AUCUCGUAUAUGCAAAUCACCCACCAGCAAACUACAGUAGCUUUCAUGUUGGCAUUGAUCAUUAUGGGUUCGUCGACAAGUACAGUAGUGAAUGGGCAAGCUGCGUCCGUGACAUGCCCAAGUGCAUUGCUUCAGUUACUGCCCUGCUUGCCAUUCCUCACUAAGCAAGUCCCUUCCCCAUCUACCCAAUGUUGCUCGAACGUCAAGCUGUUGAACGAUGAGGCCAACACCGCCGCCAUUCGUCAACAACUCUGCAAGUGCUUUAAACCUGCUGCCAUCACCUAUCGUGUCGAUCCUCCGGUCGCCAAGGCUCUCCCUAGCUUAUGUCGCGUCAAUGUCCCCGUCCCUAUCGAUCCCAACAUCGACUGCAACACGUAAGUCACGUAUAUAGUGUUGUGCGUGAACAAAAUUUGAUUAACGGUAAUCAUUAUGCUAUGUAUGUGUAAUUGUAUAUUUCUUCUUACAGAAUUUCAGUCUAUGUAUGAAAUAUGGAUGAAGUUGUGCAGAGGCAUGGAUGAGAAUGGAUCUUUGGACGAGAGUUUGCUAUACAGAUUCUUCAAAUGGCGUUGAUGAUAUACCUAAACCACCGUUCUUCAAUUGUCGAUUAGUGCAUACAUAGAGAGAGAGAUCUGAAUAAAAAGCCAGCUAGCUUAGUUAAUAAAGACACAAGUUGUGUUAUACAUGCAAAUUUCUUCUUCUUGUUUUUUGUUUUGUGUCUUUGGCAAUACUCUAUAACUUCAAUGAUAAUAUUGGUUUUCUCUUCAAGUUGGGUAGCUAGAUAGGUGUAUCUAGUUAUUCCUUUUGCUCUUUUGUACAAGAAAAUAUAAUCAGUGUUGCAUUUCGGCAUGGAAAGUCUGGACAACUAUGUAAAUUCCGGUGGCGCGAUGGUCUCUCGUGUCUCUGCCAAUAUCACCUGCAAAACCUCUCUCAAUUCCACUCGAGAUUUCUAGGUUAGAGCAUAAGGAAAACCGACAGAGAAAUAAAGAGGAAGCUUUGAUCUGAUGUCUGGUUUCUGAUUCAAGACGAAGGAGUGUGGGCCUAAUGAAAAGCCCACCAAUAUAAUUUUACCAAGACCCAUGUAACACCCGUUUUCAGGUUAGGAUUCGAUUAAGAUUCGACCGAAUAAAUGAAUCGACGGUUACGUACAAAGGGUUACAAUCCUGGUUAGAAAGUAAUGAUAAUAACUAUUAUUAUUAUAUAUAAAAAAAGGAAUUAAUCCCACUUGCUGUUACACUCACCCCACUCUCACCGUAACCCACCGCCCAUUAAUUCCUUCCCCAACGUUUUUUUACCACACCCUAAUAGAAGAAGCCUCAAGAAAGAAACUCCCCAGCUUCUUUUUGCUUUGUCCCUGCGUUCCCAAGCUUUCCAAUGGCGAGGCCAAUACGUCGCCAACACCAUCAGGCCGAUUGGUAGUGGUGAGCAGCUCAGCAUCAAAGCCUACGCCGGGUUUUAGUCCGGGAGGAUUAAGAUAACACGGUAGAUCUUUAUCGCCGUUGAAUGCGGGAACCCAUCGAUGGAGAAGGAAGGACGUUGAAAGGGAUGAUGAUGGCAGUAGUGAUGAACCUACAAUGGAACGGUGGGAGCAUUUCUGGCGAUGAUGAUGCCGUCGCCCCUGACAACGAUUGGCUGUAGUUGUACGUGGACAAAAUAGACAGAGAGAGUUGGGUCAAGGAUUGGGAUUGUUGAUGUCGGAAGAUACGUUGAGAGGCUUAACGAAGAUCAAUGGCGGUGGGGUGGUGAAAGCAUUCCUACGGAGACGACAGUGCUUUUGUCUCAGAAAAUCCAUUGAGAGGUAAGGAUCGUACCUUUCCUUUAUAUUCCACUUAGACUCAUUUACCACAGUUAUAUUAAUAGGAGUGAGACAAAGCAUGAGAUAAAUCGUUAAGAGAUUAACUGGAACUCCUACGUGAGGUAAUAUACAUGGGUGGAUUGAAUUAUAUUUAUAUGAUGUGGGUUCGGAUUGGAUUUGAUGAUCAAUGGACCUGUGGGGAUUUGGCACUAUUUGGAUGUUUAAUCCUUUUCUUAUGAAUUAAUGGGGACUAAGAUCCUUAAGAAAUAACGUGAGUUAUGCAUUGCUAAGCGCACGCAUGAUGGAGGAUUAUGCGUGUGGUAUUUGGGAAUCGACACGUGAUGGGACAAUGUCCCAUGAGUUGAAUGCUAAUCGUUCAAUCCCAAUGCUUAGAGAGCAUACCUAUCUAGAAUGAAGGUCCCUGCUGGAACUUCAAAGUUCAGAACUCUUAAUUAGCACAAUUUGAUUUGGUUUAGAUGACUUGUGGAAUCAAAUGGAGCUGUUCGUCUAGCAUGGAGUAUGAAUUGUAGAAGAGACAACGACGUGACCUAAGGAUGGAGCUUUAAAAUCAAGGUGAGUGUAGGGGGGGGGGGGGGGGGGGGGGGGGGGGGUAAAAUCUUUGUCGAGGUAUUUUAGUUUAUGUCUUUUAAUUCAAUUACUAGAUAAUUAGCCCGUGCUUCGCAACGGGAAUGAUAUUAUCAAGAAAUGCAUAAACUUAUUAGUUACUUAGAUUUCAAUGAGAGCUCUAUGAAAAUGACUUCAAUAAAGUUGUGGCCAUCUUUCCCCUAAACUUCAUCAAUAGGAAUCAUAUGCUAAGAUAGUUCACUAAUAGACCGAGAGAUAAGUAAUUCGACCCAUUCAUAUUCAAAUCAUGAAUGUUUGGAAUUCAUAUUAUGCAAGGAAACGUUGCAUUUUGCCAAUUCGAAUUGAAGGGUAAAGAACAUUAAAUGAUUCAACAUUAAUUUCCAUUAAACCCAUUAUCCCAACCAAGAAUUUCAGGAACACAUGAGCCCGCCCUGUCCACCAUUUAUUCUCGGUCCUCGGCAUUAUUUACGGAUGCCAGUAGUAUACAUUCUCUCCUGUCGAAGGAAACCAAUUUAACUUCUACUCCUCUUUGGAAAAGAUCUGCCUACUACAAACUGUCCUUUUUCAAAUAUCUCAAUGAUGAGUCUGUCAAUUUAAUAGUUUAAAUCUACAUCACAGGCAUCACCAUCUUUAGUGUCUUAAAACAUGAACCUUUAAAUCAGUUUGCAUAUUGAGUUUGAUGUCUUUAAUAUCCAGUAACUCAUCACUCAGCGAUAGAACUUCGAAUGUAAUAGUGUGGCACUCCUUCAUCCAUCUAAAACAACAUUCAUAAAAUCAUCACCUACUGAAGAAAAAACUCUAAUUUCAACUGAUCCAUCAUCACCUUGCAGCUAGUGAAGCGAAAUUCUCGCUGGUCAAUAUAUCUUAAAAGUACAUGCAUGUACCUAAUAGAAGCAAUAGAAAGAUUAAAUAAGAAAACAUAAAAGGAUAAAAGAAGCAACACAUAGAUAAAUAACCUCAUUGGUUGACUGUUUUGAAUCAAGCCUUAAGAAUUGCAGGCCAAGUUUAAGCAUGCAGAUUUACUAUCCUUCUUCAAGCCAAUUAGCUAGUCAUUGACAUUGAUGCACGAACAGCAAAGAGCAUUAGAUGACCAACACAUUUAGCGUAAGUAACUCGGUGUAAAAGCAAUAGAGUUAUAGAGAAGGCUCUUGUGAAAAGCUCUUGGAUGAUUAGAUUAUAAACUUGCUAAACCAAUCACUGAAAUUGUGUACAACAUGACCAUUAUGACUCACAUCUAUGUCCGAUUCCCAGUCCCAGGAAAUGCAAUUCGCUUCUCUGAUGUUUUGCUUGUUCUUGGACCACUACCACAGAAAAUACAUCCAAGAGACUACUAAAAUUGGAAGUCGUUC